This is a messenger RNA of Opisthorchis viverrini, 713 nucleotides long. RefSeq lists its product as hypothetical. The coding region runs from base 1 to 591 and encodes 196 amino acids. Gene Ontology annotation, molecular function: protein-N-terminal amino-acid acetyltransferase activity. The record is from RefSeq and is a predicted model, not a curated record. NCBI's taxonomy places the organism in Eukaryota, Metazoa, Platyhelminthes, Trematoda, Opisthorchiida, Opisthorchiidae. Gene Ontology annotation, cellular component: NatC complex. Gene Ontology annotation, biological process: N-terminal peptidyl-methionine acetylation. The transcript is spliced from 5 exons.
AUGGCUAUUAGCACUGAAGAGCGUUUAUCCUCAGAACUGACCGGCCUCAGGCUCGUCGAACAACCAAACGAAUCAGUUUUCAACUCUAUUCUUCAUAUCGAUCAUGAAAACAAUAUUCAUUUUCGUCAGUAUCGAAGUGAAGAGGACCUGCGACAGAUAAUGCCUCUAAUUUCCAAGGAUCUUUCCGAGCCCUACUCGAUCUACACCUAUCGGUAUUUCAUUUACAAUUGGCCAAAAUUAUGCAUAUUGGCGUUCCAUGACGAAGAGUGCGUAGGAACCGUUGUUUGCAAGUUAGAGUGCUACACAAACAACGUGCUUCGUGGUUAUAUCGCUAUGUUGGCUGUUAAGGAUGGCUUUCGAAGAAAGGGCAUUGGAUCUCGUCUCGUUCAGCUCGCUAUUGAUCUUAUGAUUGCGGACAGGUGCGAUGAGGUUACUCUGGAAACAGAAAUUACGAAUAAGUCAGCCAUUGCCUUGUACGAACGGCUGGGAUUUUGCCGAGACAAACGGCUUUUACGGUACUAUUUGAAUGGCGUGGACGCUUUCCGGUUGAAGUUAUGGCUAACUUCGGGCGCAUCUCGUUCGCCAGGUUAAUCGUGGGUCGAUCAGAAGAAAGUGUAAUCAAGCUCGGUUACGUUCUUCCGAUCGAUAUAUUAUAUUCAUGUGACGGUUUCGCUGUGAUAUUUGAAAUAAUAAAAGCGAUACUUCCAAUCCAU